CUGACCUUGCCAUUUGUUAUAGUGAAGACGCCGGAGGAAACUGAGGAGAGACUACUUGAAGUUGCUUACAGCUUUUGCAGAUAAAAAACAGUCCACAGAAGAAGAUUAUCAUAACAGAAGACGACUGGGUUAAACGGAAGACUUGAGGGAUAGAGGCAAGAAUAGAGGAGAAGAAACUUGGGGGAGUUGUGAGGUAGCCAGGCUGAGCUGACUUCUACCCCAGAGGAGGAGUUGCAGUUGCCGGCCAGGGCAGGUCCCGGAGCCGGCAGGGCUGGCCCUUCUGCUUCUCCACCUCUAUUCCUUCCUCCUUUUUACUCCUCCUUCUCCUCCCUUUUACCAUCUACCAAACUGCUGUGCAGUGAGGAACCUUCAGGCAGAGAGCGUUGAGCAACACAGGAAUGCUCAGAAAAUCCUGCCAACUAAACUUCAUUGCUGCAAUGGCAUCCUUUUCAGUAGCACGUUGCAAGGACCAGCUCCACUCACCCAAGAUGAGCCGCUGGCUGAAAUGCACUUCCAUGCACUUUAACACAGACUGGAACAAGUACGAUGAUCGGCUAAUGAAGGCCGUGGAACGCGGCGAAGUAGACAAGGUAGCCGCGGUUCUCGGCAAGAAGGGCAUCAUCCCCACCAAGCUUGAUGUGGAAGGGCGUUCAGCGUUUCAUUUGGCUGCAACACGAGGACACCUGGAGUGUCUUAAUCUCCUUCUGGGACACAAUGCUGAUGUCACUGCCACUGACGCCACAGGUAAAAAUGCUCUUCAUCUGGCUUCAAGAAAUGGACAUUCUAUAUGUGUGCAGAAACUGCUACAGCAUAAUUGUCCAGUUGGAAAUGUGGACCUACAAGGAAGAACGGCUCUACACGAUGCUGUAAUGGCAGGCUGCUCAUCCAGCGUGAAACUUCUCUGUGACAGCGGGGCCUCCGUGAACACCACUGACUUUGACGGCAGAACACCCCUGGUGCUGGCAACCCAGAUGUGUCAUUCUCGCAUCUGUCAGCUGCUGCUGGAGCGAGGGGCCGACAUCACCAUACGGGACAAGCAAAACAAGACCGCGCUGAUUCUGGGCUGUGAAUAUGGCUGCAAAGACGCUGUGGAGGUGUUGCUGAAGAGCGGCGCCGACGUGAAGGCGGUCGAUGGUGUGGGUCACGACGCGUUCCACUAUGCUCGACUCAGCAAAAACCAGGAGCUCCAUGCAAUGGUUAAAUGUUACCUGGACAAAGCGACCAGAGAUAAAGAGGCUGCAAAGCUGGAGCAGUGGAAGCGACAGGACCUGGAGAGGCAGAAUGAGACCCUGCAGGAGAGUCUCAGGAAGUACCACCAGGAGCAGAGAACCCUGUUAGACAAGGUCAACACACUACAGCAACAGAUCUCGCAGGAGAAAAUGGCUACAGAAGACACUCAAAAAGAGAAGGAACAUUCAAAGGUGCUACUCGGUGCAAAAGAGCGAGAGGAAGGUGCUCGAGGUCCAGAGACUGUCAAGGUCCAGCUCCGGAGUACUAUGGGGGACUACUCUGGGCAGUCUGUAAUCAAAGGCAAAGAAAACAUUUUAGUCAAACAACCGCACAGCAUGGAUUCUGAUCAGAAGGUCCAUAAUCAUGCCCUGGGGCGUUCACUGUCCAGACCUCUAGAAAAGAGUCAAUCAACUGUGGGAUGGGACGUCUCUGGUGAACUGGAUGCCCUUAGACAUGAACUGGAGGCAGUCAAAAGAAGACAACAUGCAGCAGAGGAAGAGACGGCGCGGCUUCAGUCUGCCUUGAACCGUAAAAACAGAGAGUGCCAAGAACUGGUUCAGAGUCGCGAUAUCAUCCAGAAACAGGCAGACCAGCAGGUUCAGGAGCUGGAGGAUGCCCUGGGAGAUGUCCAGAAGAGGAUGCUGGACUCGGAGUGCAAGGUCAAACAGCUGCAAGCCCAUGUAGUUGCUGUCAAGGAACACUUAGGAGGCCAGGUGAACGAAGAACUGCGCGUCCAGCUCCAGGAUAUCAAGGUCAAGUACGAGGGUGCUUCAGCUGAAGUGGGUCGCGUUCGUAACCGCCUCAAACAAAGUGAGAAGGCCCUGGAGGAGUACAAGUCCAGUGAGAGCCAGCUAGCAGCGGAGGUAGACCGGCUGAACCAAGAGCUUGGAGCUCUGACUGGAGAACGAGAUGAACUCGCUGAAACCUUUCUAGAAAUGCAAACCCAGUUGAAGGAGAGCCAGACUAAACGUGGCAACACGGUACCAGCCGAGAAAUUUGACAACAUGAAAAACCUGCUGUCUAAUGCAGUUGACGAGAAGGAGCGGCAGCUUGCAGAGCUGAGAGAAGACUAUGACCGUGUGCUGGAGGAGGUGGCAGAGCUUCAUCGGAAGCUGGACUGUCCAUCGUCACAGGGAGGACCAGCGGUGAUGUCUGCCGAGGAGCAAGAGCACAUACGGUCGGCGCUCGAGGAGCAAAAUGCUUCACUGAAAAGGAAACUCAUGGAUGUUACCACCAGAAGCCAGGCUCUCAUUGAAGAAGUCACGGAGAGUGAGGAGGAAAGAGACGUACUACGAGAUCAGCUGGACGAGCUCAGCAGCAGGAUCGAGACCGAAUUCAUAUCCAUAAAGGACCACGAUGAAGUUCGCAGGAACAUGGUGACUGCGUUGGAGGAGCUGGAGGACAAACUGGUGGAAGCAAGCGAACGUUACGGAAAAGCAGAGGGACAAGUCCAGCAGCUUCAAACCGAGAGGGCCACACUGCAGGAGAGCAUGAGGAGUGUCCAAACCGCCCGAGACAGACACCAGAGCGAAAUGGACACUCUGAGGUCUCAGAACGUCGACCUGAAGAAGAAACUUGAACUGCUCGAGAAGAGAUGUGAAGAAAGGGAUAAAGAGUGUGUGCAGCUGACCACGCAGAGCCAGACGCUGAAACAGAGCCUGCAGGGAGAGUAUGUUUCCAGACAGCAGCACGAGCAAGUGAAGAUGGAGUUAAGUUCCACCUUAGAAAGUGUUAAAGCCGACAAGUCAAAGUUGGAGACCAAGGAAAAGGAACGUGUGGAAGAACUGAAGAAUGUGAAAGAAGGAAAUGCCAAGUUGAAAGAAGAGUUGGAAAAAGUUCUGUUGGACAUUAAAACGUUUUAUAUAAGCACAAAAGACCACAAAGCUGCCACAGACAAACUGAACGCUGCUGUGGUCGAGGCAGAGAAGAGAACAAAAGAAUCAUCAGAUAUGUAUGUACUGGCCCAGGAGGAAACCGUAAAACUUACCCAAGAGCUGGAGGCCCAGAAGAAAGAACUUGAUACGAUACAGGAGGCUAUCCAGUCUAGAUUUAUUCCACUGACGGCGGCUGCGGAGAAAGAACACUCUUACAGUGCCCAAGUCAAGGAGUUGACAGCCAAGCUGUUGGAAAUGGAAGAGAAGCAUAGCAAAGAAAAGUGUGCUGGAGAGGGCAACAGGGAGGAGAAGGAGAAACUCAAAUAUGAGGUAGAAUCUCUUCAAAAGAGACUAGACACUGCCUUAGUUACCACUGAAAAGCACAAGAAAACGGAGGCAGAGUUUGUGUGUAAAUUUGAGGAAUUGACUCAGAAGUUGGCCAACUUGGAGCAACAGCACGAUGAGCUCAAUCACCAGAAAACCGAUCUUCAACAGCAGAAUGCCCUCUGCAAGUCUCAGAUCCAGAAUCUCCAGGAGCGUCUGAAAUCAGAGUUGACACGGAUAGCAACAUACGACACGGAGCUUAAAGCACUCAAUGAUGCUAUGCAGCAAGCCCAAGCCGACUGCAAGAAGGCAAGGGAGGCUCAGCAGGAGGAGGCCCAGAGGGUUUGCACACUACAGAAAGAACUGCAGGAGCGCCAUGGAGAUCAGGCGUCUCUGCUGCAGCAACACUCCAGGGCGAAGGAAGAGAUGGAGGCUAAAGUGGCUAAGCUUCAAAUGGCUCUCCGUGAAGAGGAGGAGAUCAACGCCCAGAGGGCCGAAGAUGUGUCCGCCCUGCAAUCUGAACUCCUUCAGGCCACACAGGCUCUGGAGGAGAUUCGCUUCAAGGAAGAACAGAUGAACCAGUUGAAGAAGGAGAAGCAGCAGCUCGAGGAGGAGGUUGCAGACAUGAGUAACAAGCUGCUGAGCUUAGGAGAAGAGUGCCAAGACGCCCGCCAUGAGACUAGACGAGCGAGGGAGGAUGAGAGCAAGGCGCGGACAGACAUGGAGAACCUCCAGGAGAAGGGACGUGCCAUUGAAAGAGAAAUUGGAGAAUUGAAAGAGAGAUAUGACGAGUCCCUGAGCACCAUCUGUGAUCUUCAGAGGAGGAUUCAGACAUCGGCUCAGCAGACCGAAACGAAAGACAAGAAGAUCACAGAGUUGCUGACGGACGUUGAGCGGUUGAAGCAGGCACUGAACGGUCUGUCCCAGCUGGCGUACACGAGCAACGCGCCCAACAAGAGGCAGACGCAGCACAUCGACACACUCCAAGCCCAGAUUAAAAGCCUUCAGCAACAGCUGGCUGAUGCUGAGAGGCAACACAGAGAGGUGGUUUCAAUUUAUCGAACUCAUCUUCUCAGUGCAGCACAGGGACACAUGGAUGAGGACGUCCAGGCCGCCUUACUACAGAUCAUCCGCAUGAGACAGGAGUUUGUGUGUUAAAGCUUCUGCCGACUCACUCUGUGUCCGUUUGCUGUGGCCCCUGUGGGUGCUCACCAUGUGUUUUUUGUCUUCCUGCAAAGUUUCCUCUCACAGGAAGUUCUGAAAAAUCAUUUUGUUCAAGUGUGGCUGGACUUGACAGUUCCCAAAUAUCUAACGCUGUGUUGUGGUCAAAGUCAUGCUUGACUUCAUCUGCCUCCUCUUUUAUGUAGAAACCUUUUCUACACACACGAUUCCAUACAUUUCUUUCAGAUCUUUCAUAGAUGAUCAGAUUUCCCUCGUGGAUUAAAACCCAUUAUGUUCAGUAAUUUGGAAGUUAUUUGAAGCGUGGGUCACCUCUCUCUCAGAUUACUUGAAUUGCUCGGCUGAAAUGUAAAACCAACAUGAACCCUUUUGAAGACCACUUUUCACAUUCCCACCUGGCAGUCAGCUCUCAUGCAGUGUUUUUUCUUUUUGUAUUUAACAGCAAUUUGUAACAGAAUUUUUAAAGGGAUAGGUUCACAUUUUCUUUAAUUGCUAAAACGCAGUGCGCAAAUUUGAAUGAGUUAUUCGCUGCGGUUAUUAUUAUAAUUAUUGUAAUAAUAAUAAUAAUAAUAAUAAUAAUUCCUUGUGUUCAUACUAGCACUGAAGGAAAUGAAUGAAGUGUAGACUUUGUAGUUUACUCUGCUGGCAUCAACUUGACGUUGUCAUAGAGCAGUCCAAGUUUAUGUUUUUUAUAACAAAAUAAUGUAACCCGGUGUAGGGUUUUCUUUACAGGUUGACCUUCAGUUGCUUUAAGAAGGCAGUUAGUUUUUUUGCUUUGAUAUCUGCCAUUUUCACUUUCACAAAAACAACUGUUCUCAAGUCGCUCAGAUUUUGCUGAGUCAUCGUAUCAGCAGGGUGCAGUGGGUUGACCGCUCCAGCUUCUCUUCAGAGCUCCAAAAACACAACCCUGCAAAUGUCGUGGAUCGUAUUGUCCCGUAUCAACAAAUGAUAAACUUCAGUGUAAAACAAUUGUGAUGAAGGAAAAUGUGAAUCUAUCUUUUAACGCUCGUUCAUGUCAGUUCAAACAUUUCAGCUUCUUUCUUGAGCCGUUUCAGUCGGACCCUCAUUUUCUUCCGGAGGUCCAAACCCUCGUGUUCUUUCUCCAUCAUCCAAAUACCAAAGACCUGAAGUUAAUGCAAAUCUAAAAAAAAAUAAUAAUAAUUAUCAACCAAACCCGUCAUUGUGGUUGAUGGUUUUGAGCAGUUUUGUGGUAGAUUUGGAAGAGAGUGUGGUGGUGUGUGUGGUUGGUUGUGCUGGAUUUGAGUCAUGGAGAUUUUGCAGAGUCUCUUGCUGUGUCCUACAGGUUGCAGUGGCACGUUGUCCUUUUUUUUUUUUUUUUUUUUUUUUUUUUUUUUGAAACCAGAGUGUCCUCUAGUGGUAAGACUUGGCAGGCCAAGUUGAUAGAUAAUUGUAAUAACCAGUGCAGAGCCCGCGGGGUAGGCAUUUUGUGUGUGUGUGUGUGUUUGGAAGCUGUGAUAUCUGCACACUCGUGCUCAACACUGGGGAAAUGAUAAUAUGAAUCUGAAUUGUGGAGGUAAAACUAAUGAAAAUACUAAUAUUUAAUGCAGUGAAGUUGAUUGGCAGCAGAAUUCCUCUUUUCUAAAUUGUGAAGGAGCGGAUGUGCAGCUCUCCUACAGCGACGUGUGUGUACCUUUGUGACUCCUCAUGGUGUAGUGUCGUGGCGUUGUGAUUGUCGAGCGAGUCUCCUCGCGCCUUUACACUGAUUAUAUUUUUCAUAGCUUUGUACUGUAAAUGACAAACUACAGUGUGACAAUUGUGAUAAUUCAGCAGGUCUGGAAGUAGAGCGGCACAGGACGCGUUCAGGGUGAUAUUUACUGUAGGAACAGAACAGAUCUGUAGUUAUGUGGAUAAUAGACUUCCUCCUUAACAGAUAGUUACAUGAAGCACUCCCGCCUUUCUCCUUCAGCUAACUCUCUUUUGCCAAGUAAUAUUUCACGAUCUCUGUUUUUACAAGCCAAAAAAAGAAUGUGUUUACACCAACAGAUUAAUGAAAUUAAUCUUGUUAUUGCAUUUUUAUUACGCAGGCUUCAGAGAGCGACACUAAUUCCUUUAGGUGUUUCCUUCUGUCCUCCCACGUCUGGUCAGUGUAAACUAUAGAUUUAAUCCAGUUAAAAACAUACUUAACAGUUUAAAUUGGUUGUUUCCUUUGGUAACAUCAUUUGUGUUUGUGAGUCAAUAAUAGAAAAUCAAUAAAAAGUGCCUAACAUAGAAAACUA
Molecule: messenger RNA, 6844 nt
Organism: Solea senegalensis (Senegalese sole)
Lineage: Eukaryota; Metazoa; Chordata; Actinopteri; Pleuronectiformes; Soleidae
Gene: uacab
Product: uveal autoantigen with coiled-coil domains and ankyrin repeats b
Exons: 19
Coding region: 399-4586 (1395 amino acids)
Molecular function (GO): actin binding
Source: RefSeq, a predicted model, not a curated record